UUUAUACAUAUUUUAUAAUUAUAACAAAAUAUAUUUAUAAUUUGGUGCCAAAAAUUUCAUGUGUUCUGUAAAUAUGCAUUUUAUCUUUGAAAUACUGUUUGCGAUCCAUCGAACAUUCAUUAACAUAUGCACAAUGACAUAUGCUUGCAGAGGCAUUAUGCCUGAAAUUGGAGGAAGACGCCAGAUUAAAUGCGGAUGCACGUUCGUGCACGGGCUCGCUGGCUUCGCAUCCGCGCAGCCGGGAUAUAAAGAUAUCUAACUUUUCUAUUACUUUCCAUGGCUGUGAACUGCUGCAAGACACCAUGUUGGAGUUGAAUUGCAGUAGACGUUACGGUUUAUUAGGUCUAAAUGGCUCUGGGAAGUCUACGUUGUUGGCGGUGCUAGGAAACCGCGAAGUUCCUAUCCCGGAGCAAAUAGAUAUUUUUCAUUUGACUAGAGAAAUGCCUGCAAGCAAUAAAACAGCUCUGGAAUGCGUGAUGGAGGUUGACGAGGAGCGCGUGCGAUUGGAGAAGCUCGCCGAAGAGUUAGUGGACUGCGACGAGGAGGACGCUCAGGAACAACUCAUGGAUGUAUAUGAGAGAUUAGAGGACAUGGCUGCCGACACGGCGGAAGCUCGUGCUGCCCAUAUUUUACACGGUUUGGGUUUUACUGCAAAAAUGCAAACAACUCCUACCAAAGACUUCUCAGGAGGUUGGCGCAUGCGUAUAGCUCUUGCUAGAGCGCUGUACGUGAAACCGCAUUUGUUGUUGCUCGACGAACCGACCAAUCAUCUCGAUCUCGAUGCUUGUGUAUGGUUAGAAGA
Messenger RNA from Wasmannia auropunctata (little fire ant), 802 nucleotides. Its product is annotated as ATP-binding cassette sub-family F member 2-like. The record is from RefSeq and is a predicted model, not a curated record. The annotation marks the transcript as partial. The transcript has 3 exons. Gene Ontology annotation, molecular function: ATP hydrolysis activity; ATP binding. Lineage: Eukaryota; Metazoa; Arthropoda; Insecta; Hymenoptera; Formicidae.